Schistosoma mattheei is the source of this 1209-nucleotide messenger RNA. The record is from the annotation of a GenBank genome assembly. NCBI's taxonomy places the organism in Eukaryota, Metazoa, Platyhelminthes, Trematoda, Strigeidida, Schistosomatidae.
AUGUCAUCUAUUUUGAGACAUGAAAUGAAACAUCAGCUGAAAGCUAACGCGCGUUGGUCUGUUCAAGGUUACGAUCAUAUGGAUAUAAACGGAGGUCUGUUUAACGAAUCAGGAGAAUAUGAACAAACCAUAGAUGAGCAAAUCCCAGCAAUAUACACUUCGGAGGAUGAGCGUAUUCGGACACCAGCUGUCUUAUCAGAUACCUCGCGCUCACCCAUUUUUUCCGAUAACCGUCAGCAAGUAGUACAACCGUUAAGAAGUGACAAUAAACAUGCGGAAAGCGAUACAAAUAACUCAUCAGUACCAACAAAGAAAGCUAGAUUAGCAAUUCCUUCGGGUUUAGUUUCCUAUGCCAUCGACGAAGAUGAUGAUGAGCAUACGGUGUUAGAUACAGAUCAGAACACUGAUUCUGACGGUGAAAAUGAUCCUAAAUCAAAAGGUGAUCAUGGAUUCCAUCUUGGUAGUAUGGAUAUCCCGUUGGAUAAUUCGGGUGGACCCCCAACUAUUUUCAGUUCUGACCAGCCUAUCAACAUCUUGUCCCAAAACCAAGUUCAUAUUUCAGAACCAGUAAAUGAUGUAAAAAAUCCAAACUUAAUCACUAUUGAAGCGAAAGCAGAAAGUCCUACCCUUACAGAACGCCUUAUUCAAGCGGUUCAGUUGCCCUCUGAACCUACAGGUCACUGUUCAAUGGUGCUUCAAGAAAGAGUAGAGCGAGCAGUGCGUCGUAUGCGCUUGGAUAUAAGCUACGAUCCUAACAGAGCAAUUCAAGAUAACAAAGCGUUCCGUAAUCCCAGUAUUUAUGAAAAGCUGAUCGAUUUUUUGAAAAUUGACGAGAAAGGAACUAACUUCUCUACAGAUAUAUACGAUCCCUAUCGUUGGACUCCGCAGUCAUAUUAUGAAGAGCUUGCAAAGGUGCAAAAUCGUGAAAUCGACCGACUGAUGAAAAUGCAAAAAGAAAUUAAAAAAUCUGACCCAAAUACAACGAAUGCAAACAACAGCACAAGUGCGAAUGCACCUAAAAAUCCAAUUACUAGCACAGACAAACCCAGUACAACGUCUGGAGGGUCCGUUUCUACGGGGUACAUAGAACCAAAAAAACCAAGUAAAUGGGACACAGGUAUUCCUACCAACGUUCAACCCCAUGAUACAUCCUCAGAAUCUGUUAAGUUAUCUGUUCCCCCCGUUGGAAGUUUGAUCAAACGAAAUUAA